Spea bombifrons (plains spadefoot toad) is the source of this 8161-nucleotide messenger RNA. It is a transcript of the gene KIF26B, whose product is annotated as kinesin family member 26B. Gene Ontology annotation, molecular function: microtubule motor activity; ATP binding; microtubule binding. The record is from RefSeq and is a predicted model, not a curated record. NCBI's taxonomy places the organism in Eukaryota, Metazoa, Chordata, Amphibia, Anura, Pelobatidae. The transcript has 15 exons. Gene Ontology annotation, biological process: microtubule-based movement. The coding region runs from base 674 to 6979 and encodes 2101 amino acids.
AGCAGGGGGGAGGUGGAGAACAGGGAACAUGAUCUCUGUCUUCCAGAUCACACCAAGCCAAGUGUGGAUGGGGACUUCUUAGGGAGAUCUAGGUGGCUUUUUUUUCAUAUAAACAGCCUCCUCAUUUAGACCUGCCAGGCAGACACUGAGAGAAGGGAAUCAUUCCUCCAAGGCUCCUCCCUGAUCCUUAGAUCCUCUGAUUCUCAUACAGAGGGAUCGAAGACUGAAGGAGAAAAGCACUGGAUCUCCGUACCUCCAACCGCACACCGACAAGGAGACUUGCAUGGAAAUGUAAAGGAAUCAGAUCUCCUGCUUUUUUUUCCAUCUUCAGCCUGUGUUUGGAUGUACUGCUUGUUUCAGCCCAUUAUCUGUAAUAGUAUAAGACAGCGUGCAGGAGUAUAUUGUCUUGGCUAAGGUGAAAUAAUGAUAAAGCAUUGGGAACUGUGAGCCAUACCAGCCUUGCAUAGGAAGCAGCAGGGGCACACUGGAGGUGGAGGUGAAAAUGGUGUGAUCACAGGCACUCUGUACUGGUGGCAUUGGAUUGAUCUGAGAAUAAAAGCUUUGCAUAUUGCAUUUAUUUUAUAUUAACUAUCGCCUGCUUCUGGACAUCUUCUCUUGUCCCUGCUUGGAUGUAAAGUGGACCAUCUGCAAGUUGUCUUCAGCACAUCUCAACAUGAGCUCGGUGACUGGAAAUAAGGAGAGGAUUGCAGUCACAACUAGGAACAAGAAAUAUGGGAUCAGUGAGGUCUGCUCUCCCACCAAAUCAUCUGUGCCCUUUUCACCAGAGAGCUGGUACAGAAAAGCUUAUGAGGAGUCUCGUGCUGGUAGCAGACCUGCCCCUGAAGGUGCAGGCUCCAUCCCAGGUUCAUCAGGAACACCCUCACCUGGUUCUGGAACCUCCUCCCCUGGCUCUUUCUCUGGGUCUCCUGGACCUGCAUCUCCUGGAAUUGGCAACAGUUCUCCAGGAUCUCUUGGUGGGUCUCCAGGAUUUGGCACAGGUUCCCCUGGCUCUGGCAGCGGGGGAGGAUCAUCUCCUGGGUCUGACAGGGGUGUGUGGUGUGAAAACUGCAAUGCAAGAUUGGUGGAGCUGAAGAGGCAAGCACUUAAACUCCUACUGCCAGGACCUCACUCCAGCAAGGAUCCAUCUCUCACUACGGGAAUACAUGACAAGCUGCAAGUACCAAACACCAUCAGAAAGUCCUGGAAUGACAGAGACAACCGAUGUGAUAUAUGUGCCACGCACCUGAACCAGCUCAAACAGGAAGCGAUUCAAAUGGUGACAUCCUUGGAACAGUCAGCCAAUGUUGAACAAUAUGAUGCUGCUUCUCCGGGAUCUCCACCAGGUCACUCUAAUAUUCCAGCCUUGGUGGGCCAAAGGCAUAUGGGAAACCUUCAGCCAAGGGAUUGGGUAUAUAUGCCAAAUCCUUACACAACAUCAAGCUUUCCUGGCUUAAUGGGCAGCAAGCAUGCAGGCAAACCCAACAGUCUGGGGAUAGCCAAUGGUCAAGACAAGAAAAAUGGAUCCCCAUCACACCAGGCCAAGGCGAGCCUUCAGAUGGCCACAAGUCCCAGCAAUGGAAAUGUUUUGAAUUCUGUAGCUAUACAAGCUCAUCAGUACCUUGAUGGAACCUGGUCGUUGUCAAGAACCAAUGGUGUCACUCUAUACCCUUAUCAAAUCUCUCAAUUAAUUACUGAACCUGGCCGGGAAGGACUGACGGAAGCAGCAUUAAAUCGCUAUAAUGCUGACAAACCUUCCAUAUACAGCUUUCCACCGACUCACAACACAUAUGUUGCAAGCGAGGCAUCCACUGGAACAUCUGUGGCAGCUUCUUUCUUUGCUAGGGCUGCUCAGAAAUUAAACCUUUCCUCCAAAAAGAAGAAGCAGAGAACAACGCCUUCAUUGGUGUGUGAACCACCGCUGUUCUCUACCAGCUUCUGUGGGAUUCUUCAGACAUGCCCACCGCCUGCUCCUCCAUGCCUGCUCAGAGCGGUCAACAAAGUAAAAGACACACCAGGUCUAGGGAAGGUGAAGGUCAUGGUGAGAAUUUGUUCCACACUUGUGGGAGAGUCUACUGAUUCCAGUUCCUUUCUCAAAGCUGAUCCACGAAAAAAGCAGAUCACAUUGUACGACCCAUUGUCAUGUGGCGGCCAGAAUGCAUUUCAAAAGAGAGGAAGCCAGAUACCCCCUAAAAUGUUUGCUUUUGAUGCUGUAUUCCCACAAGAUGCUUCACAGGCGGAAGUAUGUGCUGGUACUGUGGCGGAGGUCAUCCAGUCUGUAGUGAAUGGAGCAGAUGGCUGUGUCUUCUGCUUUGGCCAUUCCAAGCUUGGGAAGUCCUACACUAUGAUUGGCAAGGAUGAUUCCAUGCAGAAUCUUGGUAUCAUCCCUUGUGCUAUUUCAUGGCUCUUUAAGUUGAUUAAUGAACGGAAGGAAAAAACAGGAGCCCGUUUCUCGGUCAGAGUGUCAGCAGUUGAAGUGUGGGGGAAAGAAGAGAAUCUGAGAGACCUACUGUCUGAAGUGGCUACGGGUAGUCUACAGGACGGACAGUCACCUGGAGUUUAUCUGUGCGAGGACCCUAUAUGUGGCAUGCAGCUCCAGAACCAGAGUGAGCUUCGGGCUCCCACUGCAGAGAAAGCAGCAUUCUUUCUGGAUGCCGCUAUUGCUUCACGCAGGAGCAGCCAAAGGGACUGUGAUGAGGACGACCACAGAAACUCGCACAUGCUUUUUACUUUGCACAUUUACCAGUAUCGCAUGGAAAAAAGUGGAAAAGGAGGAAUGUCUGGAGGUCGUAGCCGAUUGCAUCUUAUUGAUUUGGGGAGUUGUGUCAAAGCACUGAGCAAGAACAGAGAUGGAGGCGCUGGGUUAUGUCUGUCACUAUCGGCUCUCGGAAAUGUCAUUCUUGCGCUGGUCAAUGGAAGCAAGCACAUUCCAUACAAAGAAAGCAAGCUUACAAUGUUGCUCCGGGAGUCUUUGGGGAAUAUGAACUGCCGCACUACAAUGAUAGCUCACAUUUCGGCUGCUGCGGGCAACUAUGCUGAGACCUUGUCCACUAUACAGAUCGCAUCCCGUGUGCUGAGGAUGAAGAAGAAGAAGACCAAGUACACGUCAAGUUCAUCUGGAGGAGAGAGCUCUUGUGAAGAAGGACGAAUGCGAAGACCAACUCAGUUGAGACCAUUUCAUUCAAGGAAUGUAGUUGACCCUGACUUUCCUCUUCUCAGCUUAUCCAGUGACCCAGAUUACUCAUCGAGCAGUGAACAGUCAUGUGAUACAGUUAUUUAUGUUGGCCCUAAUGGAACAGCUUUAUCAGACAAAGAGCUGACUGAUAAUGAGGGGCCACCUGACUUUGUCCCCAUAGUUCCAGUUUUACAGAAGACAAAGAAUGAAUCAAAACUGGAGGACUCAGUAGAGACUGUUGCUAACAAGCCAGAGAAGGAUUGUCUGAAGUGUAAUACUUUUGCUGAGCUGCAAGAGAGAUUGGACUGCAUUGAUGGUAGUGAGGAAACAAAUAGAUUCCCAUUUGAGGAGGUUCCGGUUCAGUAUGGUGGUGACCAAACAACCAAAGCCUUAUGUAUUGCACCUGAAUCUAACAACAUUGCAGAAUCCAGUAAAGAAGAAAAUAUUUCUGAGAAUCAACAUUCAGAUAAGGAGACCAGAGAGGGUAUGGCUGGCACAUCAUUUAAAAUUCAAAGAAAUCAGUCACCAGUACCUCCUGGGCAUGUAACCAAUACUUCUACCCCAUCCUCUCCAAGGAGUGUUACUGGUAGCUGUGGAGCUCAAAAUGGACCUUCCCAGUUAACCCAAAAUAGCAGCUUACAAGGAAGCAGAGAAAGCCUUAAUAGUUCUGGAUUUGUGGAAGGAAAGCCAAGAGCAAUGGGAUCUCCAAGGCUAGGAAUAGCCAGUCUUUCUAAAACCUCAGAAUACAAGCCGCCGGGUUCCCCCUCUCAGAGGUGUAAGGUCUACACACAGAAGGGAGUGCUACCUUGUUCAGCACCUCCACAAACUGGAAAUAAAGACUCUGGAUCACUUAAUGCUGAUUCUCUUCCCCAACCAGAAAUCCGGACCCCUCCCGUAGGAAUGAGCCCUCAGAUCAUGAAGAAGACACUAUCAAAUUCAAGUAGCAUUUCUGCAGAAGCCACAAUUCUCGACCAGCAGCCAAAUAAUUCAGUGGAAUCUAAAAAGGAGGUUCUUAGUACCACCAUGGUCACUGUACAGCAGCCUCUAGAGCUCAAUGGAGAGGAUGAGUUGGUCUUUACUCUGGUUGAAGAGUUAACAAUAAGCGGAGUUCUCGAUAAUGGCCGCCCUACUAGCAUCAUAAGUUUUAACAGUGAUUGCUCUGUGCAGGCUUUGGCUUCAGGGUCUAGACCAGUCAGUAUUAUCAGUAGCAUUAGCGAGGAUCUUGAGACCUAUUCAAACCCUCCACCUGUUUCAGAAGUCAGCAUAACACAGUUCCUGCCUCUUCCAAAGGUCGGUAUGGAUGAAAAAUGCCAGGAAGGCAGUAGCAGGCGUUCUUCCAUCAGUUCCUGGUUAAGUGAAAUGAGCACAGGAAGUGAUGGUGAACAGUCUUGUCACAGCUUCAUUGCCCAGGCUUGUUAUGGACAUGGUGAAGCGUUGGCUGACCCACCACUUUCUGAGUUUACAACCACAUUACAGAACAUUAGUGUGAUGUGUACUAACAAUACUCAGAAAUUGGGAAUGGACAAAUUGUUGGCCCACCCAGAAAUGGCUAAUGAAAGCCAAAGCAAUGUUUCUCCCAUAAAGAGCUGUAAAAUAUCAUCUUUAGGGAAAACCACAGUCACUAUAUCAAAUACCUCAAGUCUGAAUGGCUGUGAAAACUACAUCCCUUUAAAGACAAAUAUUACUGUUUAUCCUUGCAUCGCAGUGAGUCCUUUUAAAACCCAGGAGUCCAAAGAAUGCCUGCCAGACAUAGACCUAACUGAUAAAAUCCCACCAUCUGUAGAUGACAAAGAUGCCAAUGAUUGUAAAAUUGAAAACGUAUAUGCAGAUCCAUGGCUUAAACGUGAAGAUGAUGUGAAAAGGGACAGUACUAGUUCUGGUAAUGGGCAAGUGCCUAUGCUCUCUAGUAGUGUACCAGAGCAUGAUGUGAACAAAAAGCAGAGCAUGACAGAUAGAUUUAGCAGUAGCAGUGGUGAAGGGAGUAUCUCACCAUUAUCCGACAACCUUAAAAGGAUAGUGGAUGGUUGUGAAAUGGCAUUAACUUCACAUAGCCCCACACAUUUAAGUGAUUACUCCAGAAGAGGCAGCCUCCAGAAGUUAUUAGAAAAGUCUUGCAAGCUAGAUGAACAGGACAAUAUGAAUUAUAACACUGAUAACAACAUUAUUGGUUCUGCUCAGCAGGCUUCCAAAUCUACAUUAGAGAGAAGAGUGGCCUCACCUAAGCAUUGUGUUCUCACAAAGCCUAAAGGAACUCCACCAUUGCCACCAGUCAGGAAAUCAAGCCUGGAUCACAGAAAUAGAGCUAGCCCUCAGCACAGUUCAAGCAGCCCAUCUAAAAAUUCACUGUCUUCAUUACCUAGUCUUCCAGAUGAACUUAGUGGAAAGGUAAUGGGAUUCAACAUGGACACUAGAAGCAAUAGCAGUAGUAAGUUGUUCAGUGCCAAACUUGAACAGUUAGCUAGUAGAACUAAUUCACUUGGAAGAUCUAAUGGAAGUCAUUAUGAAUGCUUAUCUUUAGAACGUGCAGGAAGCCUAUCCUCAGUCAGCUCUAAAAUGAUUCUUGGUAAAGACAGCACUUUGCCAAGAUCUGGGAGAAGUGUAAAUCGAAGCUCCAUGUCAUCUCCAACCAACUCUUCAUUAUCUGCAGGUGCUUCACCUAAAUCCAGCCCCUCAAAGAUAUCUGCAGUAAGUAAGCUUCUCCUUGCUAGCCCUAAAGCUCGUAGCCUCUCAGCCUCUACAACUAAAACCUUAAGCUUCUCCACCAAGUCUCUUCCACAGUCUGUAGGGAGAAGCUCAAGCUUACCUCCUAAUGGAAAAAACAUGUCUUGGUCCACCCAGUCUCUCAGCAGAAACCGAGGAUCAGGACUUGCUUCUAAACUCCCACUAAGGGCUGUAAAUGGGAGAAUUUCAGAAUUGCUCCAGGGAAGUACAAGUAGCAGGGGUGUGCAUUCACAUGGAAAUUCAGACUUAGAUGAACAUGGCAACAUCCAUGGAGAAGAGAAACCUGUUGUGCACACUUUGCCCUCACCAUAUAGCAAAAUCACCCCACCUCGAAAGCCUCACCGAUGCAGUAGUGGACAUGGCAGUGACAACAGCAGUGUGCUUAGUGGAGAGCUACCCCCAGCUAUGGGAAAAACAGCACUUUUUUACCACAGUGGUGGAAGCAGUGGCUACGAGAGCAUGAUGAGGGACAGUGAGGCCACAGGAAGUGGCUCCUCUGCUCAAGACUCUAUGAGUGAGAACAGCAGUUCCAUCAGUGGAAGAUGCAGAAGCCUUAAAACAUCAAAGAAGCGGUCCAAUACAGGAUCACAGAGACGGAGGCUUAUUCCAGCAUUAUCUCUUGAUGCCACAUCUCCUGUCCGAAAACCAGCCAACAGCCCUGGAGUGCGCUGGGUGGACGGUCCUAUGCGUAAUGGACAGCGCAGUCUGGGUGAACCCUUUGAAAUUAAAGUUUAUGAGAUUGAUGAUGUGGAGAGGCUUCAAAGGAGACGGGGCGAAGAUGACAAGACAGUGGCACGAUUUAGUUCCAAGCUGAAAAUCUUGGAGCAUCGCCAGCAGAGGAUAGCGGAGGUGAAGGCCAAAUAUGAGUGGCUUAUGAAAGAACUAGAAAUUACCAAGCAGUAUCUAAUGCUGGAUCCAAAUAAAUGGCUAUCUGAAUUUGACUUGGAGCAAACUUAUGAGGUAGACUCCUUAGAGUACCUGGAGGCCCUGGAAUGUGUGACAGAACGUCUGGAGAACCGUGUCAACUUCUGUAAAGCCCACCUGAUGAUGAUCACCUGCUUUGAUAUCACCUCAAGGCGUCGAUAAGUGGAUGAGGGGUUUGGUAGGGGUAACCAAUCUAACAGCAACCCAAACUUAUUCACGAUAAAAUUAAUUUCUCCCUUCCAACAACACCCAAAGAAAAUGGAUUGAGGACAAUUGAUGGACAUGGAGAUGUUGGAACGUGACAGAGAAUGUGAAUAGAAGGGACGAGAAGAUGUUUUCAGCACAUUACAACCUUCCGUUAUAAAAAAGACAAGGGUCAGCAGACACCUGGAGAGCACUUUGAGAAACUUUAUAGGUUAAUUUUGUAAAUAAUGACUGAAGGCAAAAAGAGAGCCAAAUUUGCCCCAAGUGUAGAAACAGUGGAGGCGGAUGGAAAUGGGACUGAGAACUUUAAAAUUAAUUGGGAGAAAAGGAUGAAGAAGAAUCCACAAUGAGACUGAUUAAGUGCCUUUCAAACCUUUAAUAUCCAAACAUUUAUGUUCAUAUCUUAUUGUGUACAUAUGGUGCUAGUUACAGUAAAUAUGAAAACUCAGAAAAAAAUACCCACAGUUUUUUUUAAUGUAUUUGCAGCUUGUUUGCCAUGGUGUAGAAUUCUAUUUCUGACUUGCUGUUUUAAGUACUUGUGUUUGUUGCAAUGUUUCGGCUUACAGUUUAACUGUUCUUGUUACAUUACGUGGCCACCAGGAGCAAAGGCUUAGUCAUACGGUCUGUUGAAAAGCUUUUUUUGUGACGGCUACUGAAUCCAUACAGCUUGUGCAUGCAUGUUUAGGUAUACAGUAUUAAAUGUACAAUAGAAAGAGCUCCGUACAGUAUUAAAAUGCAAAAAAAAAAGUUUGCACGUUUUGUUUUUCAUAAAAUCAGUUGAGGUAGUGUUUUAAAAUCAAAUAAUUUCAUGGUGUAUCAGAACUUUAAGCAUUGCAGAAAUCCAUUUAAGGCUCUAUACACAGACUUCUGUGGGGGUCAGAAACAAAUGAGAAUUGGUAUGUGUUAGAUUAGUAUCACCAGAUUCUCAUAAAUGCAAAUUUUACUACUGGGAGACGGUUCAUGGACAUCCUUAACCUCUCCUCCGACCCUGCAUCGUUCCCCUUGUUCAAAAGACCUGUAAACCUGCAACAUGUAUAAAAUAACUAGGGAAAGCAGACAGUGGAAGCUACACCAUAUUUCUCUGAAAAGUUAGUAAUCUUUUCACCCUUCCAAACUACUAUAAUAAAAUAUUGUAACCAA